AUGAAGUAUAAAACGAUUGUUGCGAUUCCUUUUGUGGGUCUAGCUCUGGCCGGUGCAGUCCCUGCCAGAAAGAAAGAAAAUCUCGCAGCUAGGGCGAUUCCAAACCUUUGCAACAACAAUGGCGUCCCUGAAGGCGGUGGCAGCUGUGCUUGUUACUACUGCCCUGGUGGUGGCGGAGAAUACCCUCCGAUUCCUCUUUGCACUGACCGCUACGGCAACAAUUGUACCAGUGAUGUUGACAUGAGUACCUGCUGUUGCGGCUGUUGUUGCACCCCUGUAUCUAUCCCUCAACUUCCUCCUUGCGCCAAGGUCGGCUCCCCUAUUCCCGAGAUCAAUUGUGACUCCAAUGUCUGUGUCAAUUGCUGCGACUGCGUAAACUACUGA
Messenger RNA from Aspergillus calidoustus, 384 nucleotides. The record is from the annotation of a GenBank genome assembly. NCBI's taxonomy places the organism in Eukaryota, Fungi, Ascomycota, Eurotiomycetes, Eurotiales, Aspergillaceae.